Messenger RNA from Fusarium graminearum PH-1, 1323 nucleotides. RefSeq lists its product as uncharacterized. The record is from RefSeq and is a predicted model, not a curated record. The transcript has 2 exons. Lineage: Eukaryota; Fungi; Ascomycota; Sordariomycetes; Hypocreales; Nectriaceae. Gene Ontology annotation, molecular function: lyase activity. Bases 1 to 1323 code for a protein of 440 amino acids.
AUGGCCACCAAACAUCUAGCCACUUGGGCUCUGGCCCUCCAAUUUGGCAACCUCACCGAGCCUGUUGUCGAUAUGGCUGUCAAGAGUGUCUACAACUGGGCAGGCUGCGCUAUCGGAGGAUAUGCUCUGCCUCCUGCUGGUGUAGCGCUUGAGGCCAUGUCGCCUUUCACUGGAUCAGAUGGCAAUUCAACCGUCUUUGGUGUUGGUCAACACGUCGACAUCAGGACUGCCGCUAUGAUCAAUGGAAUUGCGUCUCAUGCCGAUGACUAUGAUGAUACUCAUAUCGACACUCCAGUACACCCAUCAGGCCCUGUCGCUUCGGCUUUGUUCGCCAUGGCCGAGUGGAUGGGCGGCGUUACUGGAGAAGAGUUCCUAGCAGCAUUCGUUGCAGGCGUUGAGACCGAGUGCAAACUUGGAGUUGCCGUCUUCCCCGAUCACUACACCAUUGGCUGGCUUGGCGCUGCUGUGGCUGUCGGGAAGCUUCUUGGACUUGAUCAAAAGCAGAUGCAAAGAGCCAUCAGUAUCGCUUCAGUCCAGGUCAUAGGAAUGCACGAGUCAUUCGGCACCGAUACCAAGCCUUUCCACGUUGGAGCUGCCGCACAGGCUGGUCUCACAUCAGCAUUGCUCGCAAAGAAUGACUUUGGCGGAUCACUCAAGGGCCUCGAGGCUGAGAAAGGAUGGUCUCACGUCGUGAGCACUCACCAAAACUUGACCAAGGCAUUUUCAACAUUUGGAACAGUCUGGGAGGUUACCAAGAACACCUUCAAGCCUUUCCCUUGUGAUCGUAUCAUCCAUCCUGCUAUCGAUGGCUGGAUCCAGAUCCAUGACAAGGCCAAGAAGAAGGGUCUCGACAUGACCAAGAUCGCCAAUGUCACUGCCAGAACUCAUCCCCAUGUCUUUUUACUGACAGAUCACCCUGAACCAAAGACUGGUCUUGAGGGUAAAUUCAGUGUCUACCACGCAGCUGCUAUAGCCCUUCUGUACGGUGAAGCCACCCCAAAACAGUUCACCGAUGAGGCGGUACAGAACAAGACCGUGAUAGCCCUUCGUGAAAAGGUUCACGUCACCAAGGAUGACAAGGUCAGUGACCACGAGGCCUUUGUUGCAGUCGAAUUCGAGAAUGGGGAAAAGAUGGAAGUGCAUGUGGAGAAUUGUAUUGGAAGCUACAAGAACCCUCUGGAUGCUGAGUACCUUCAGAAGAAGUUUGUUGAUCAUGUAAGCACCCAGAUAGGCGAGAAGAGGGCCAAGAAGGCUUUGGAGGCUUUUGUAGGGAUUGCCAACUCGACUGAUGUUGGUCGCAUUGCUCAGGCUUUUGAGGAGUAG